AUGCCGGUAACCAGGUCGCAGAAGGAUGCCCCCUCACGUCCCGGGUCCCGUCCUUCAGAUAGGGACGCGACAGAUGGAACGUCGGGAUCAGAAGGGGUCACGUCAGCGUCGGCGUCAUCGGGAACUGCAACUACAUCGAACACUUCUUCGGGUACCACGACCACGGAGGGCACCACAGUGACGGAGACUACGGUUACGACUGCAACUACGGCGGCGUCUAUGGAAGGCAACAAAGAAGAUGCUGCACAGAGGAUGACCAGGAAGAGCCAAGAAGAUGUACCUGGAAAGGAUGUUCAAGGCUCCUCCAAGACCCUGAAACCGAUGGGGGUCAGUCGUCGCGCCAGGUCCACGAAGACCACGAGUUCCUCGGCCAGAAGACGCGAGCUAGAAGCAAAGGAAGAGUUGGCACGCCUGGAGUUGAAGCAAGCACAGGCUGAAACUAAGCUAGCCCGUGUCAGAUUGGAGAUGGCACAGUGUGAAGAAGAGGACUCCGUGGAUGAAGACCUGGAAGACAGAACAGCACAGGUGCAGAACUGGAUCGAGACGUCUGUGCUGGAGGAUGGCAACAAAGUUCAACCAGAGAUGCGAGGUCCACACCCCUUGGAAGAGCCACAGAAGAUGAAGCCUGAAGAGAACUCCUCAACGAGAGGAGCUACGAUUGAAAUUCAAGCACUGACGGCAGCAUUGAAGGAAGCUCUUACCACGCGAGGACCAGCAGGACAGCCAACCUACAUUCACGAGUUACCCUACUUCGACGGCAACAGCAGCGAGUGGAUGGCCUUCAAGGUUGUCUAUGAAGAUACAGCACCGAUGUUCAACAACGUCCAGAAUAUGGCUCGGCUAAGAAGAGCACUGAAGGGCAACGCAAGAGAAGCUAUCAAGAGUCUGCUGUACUCCGAAGCCUCUCCGAUGGAAGUGAUUCAAGCCCUCAGAAGAAGAUAUGGAAGACCAGAUGCACUGGUGCUGGCAGAGUUGGACAAGGUCAAAACGUUGCCGAAGAUUUCUGAAAACCCAAGGGACAUAUGCCUCUUCGCGAGCCAGAUCAGCAACAGCGUAGCGGCAAUAAAAGGAUUGAAGAAACCACAGUACCUGCAUUCACCUGAGAUGGUGAAACAAAUUAUUGAGAAGAUGCCUACGAUCCUCAAGUUCCGAUGGUACGACUUCAUUGAAACAACAGAAGAAGGCGAGUUCUCCGACCUAACACUGGUGUCCAAGUUCCUGAACAGAGAAGCAGACAAGUGUGGAGCCUAUGCAUCAACAGAAGAGAAGAGCGGGUUCAGACGGACUCAUCGACAAGCAACGCAUUCAACUAAGGAAAAGGACUUCAAAGAAAAGGUUUCAAGAUCAGAGAAGACUUGCCCCAUGUGUGAGGGUGAACACUUCCUCGUCGGGUGUCAGAAGUUCCUGAAGGCGUCUGUGCAAGAUCGAUGGGCAAUAGUGAAGAAAAGCCGCGUUUGCUUCAAGUGUUUACAAGGGACACAUCGGAAGGAGAGCUGCAAGAAGCCGUCGUGCAAGGAAUGCAAGAGGUGGCAUCAUCAUCUGCUGCACGUCGAGACAGAGAAAAGUUCCUCGGAAGAACAGAAGAACAAACCACAAGAAGUGGCGAGCAUCAUGGCAUCGGUGAAUGCGGUCAACAACGCAAGGGCAUACCUGAAGAUAAUUCCGAUAGAAAUCUUCGGGUCAAAAGGAUCAAAGAAGAUAUUGGCCCUCAUGGAUGAAGGGUCAACAGUGUCGCUGCUAGACCAGAAGGUAGCAGAAGAAAUCGGCGCUCAAGGAAGAAAGGAGGAACUGGUCAUCGAGACUGUUGGAGGCAGGCUGAUAAGGAAGGAAGACUCUCAGAUGCUUGACCUUACGGUGAAGGGGAUUCAUCAGAAGACCAAGAAGACCUUGAGAAGAGUCCGGACCAUCGAAGAGUUGAAGCUUGCACCGCAGUUCCUAGAAAAGAAAAGGAUAGAAGAGUGUCAACACUUGAAGAAGAUUGCUGACUCUCUAUAUUAUAAGGGGGAGUCACCACAGCUGCUCAUCGGUCAAGACAACUGGGAGCUAAUCGUGACUCAAGAAGUAAGAAGAGGGAAACCAGGACAACCAGUCGCUUCAAGAACAGGACUUGGAUGGGUGCUCCACGGGUCAGACACUGGAGGCGCGAAAGUGGUGCACUUCUUAAACACGUGUCUACAUGUCAGCACGCCAGAAGAAGAGAUGCAUCAAGCCAUCAAGGAUCACUUCGCAAUCGAAGCACUUGGAGUACUACCAAGAAGACCCACUACGGAUUCAGAAGAAAGAGCACUCACCAUCCUAGAGAAGACCUGCAGAAGACUAGAAGAUGGUCGAUUUGAAGCUGGACUUCUAUGGAAAAAUGAAGAUGAACAGAUGCCUGAAAGCUACACGUCUGCCAAGAACCGAUUGUUCAACAUUGAAAAGAAGAUAGACAAAGACCCUCAGCUGAAGGCAGAAUACAAUAAGCAGAUCCAGCAUCUAAUCGACAGCAAGUAUGCAGAAGAAGCACCUGGUGGACAAGAAGAUUCAAAGAAGACAUGGUACCUCCCUCAUUUCUCCGUGGUACAUCCAUUGAAGAAGAAAAUAAGGAUCGUCUUCGACGCUGCAGCCAAGUCUAAAGGGAGAAGCCUCAACGACGCUUUACUACCGGGACCAGACCUACUGCAAUCGCUCUUCGGGGUAUUACUGAGGUUCCGGCAAGGCCCGUUUGCAGUGGCAGCCGACAUAAAGGAAAUGUUCCUGCAAGUUCGCAUCCGGCCAGAAGAUAGAAACAGCUUGAAGUUCCUGUGGCGAGGGGAUCGUCGUGACGUAGCACCGAAGGAGUACAGAAUGACAUCAGUCAUCUUCGGCGCGACAUCAUCUCCUAGCACAGCGAUCUACGUGAAGAACCGGAACGCGGCGGACUACAAGAAGCAGUACCCAGAGGCAGCAAAGGCAAUCGAGCUGAACCAUUACAUGGAUGACUACCUGCACAGCUUCCAUUCAGAAGAGGACUUCAAGAGAAUUACAGCGCAGGUGGACUUCAUUCACAAAAAGGCGGGCUUCGAACUCCGAGGAUGGGCGUCAAACCACUCCGACCUGCUGCAAGACGUGAAGACUGAGUCAGUUGAGAAGACAGAGGUGGACCUUGGUGAGAAGGAAGAGAAGACACUGGGACUACGCUGGUUUACAGAAAGGGACUCCAUAGGCUUUAGGGCGAACCUUCGGAACACGCCAGAUGAAGUGGCACAAGGACUCAAGGUACCUACGAAGAGAGAAGUCACCAGCGCCGUGAUGUCGACCUUCGAUCCACUAGGGCUAGCAUCACCAAUUCUCAUCCAAGGCAAAAGGCUGCUCCAGAACAUAUGGCGAAGUGGCGUCGGUUGGGAUGAAGAGAUAGAAGAAAAGGAGUACGAGUCAUGGAAGACUUACCUGGAGAAGAUGAAGCUGCUCCAAGACCUUCAGAUCCCGAGAUGUCUGGCACCACGUCGCACCGAGGGGGAGCUGCACACGUUCACGGAUGCAAGCGAAAUGGCGUAUGCAGCUACGGUAUAUUGGAGAACUGAAAAUCAAAAUGGGACUUAUGACGUCAGCUUAGUAGCAGCAAAAGUAAGAGUCGCUCCGUUGAAGCCGGUGUCAAUCCCGAGACUCGAGCUGCAAGCGGCCCUCCUAGGAAGCAGAUUGGCACACUCGGUCGAGGAAGAAAUGGAUCUGAAAAUAGAAAAGAAGACGUUUUGGACAGACUCCAGUAUCGUGCUAUCAUGGAUCAAGACGGACCCGAGAACCUUCAAGACAUUCGUGGCUCAUCGCUUGGCGGAGAUAGAAGAUCUCACAAAACCACAGGACUGGAGAUGGGUACCGACGGCGCAGAACCCUGCAGAUGAUGCAACACGUGACGUACCAGAACACUUCGACUGCCAACACCGAUGGUACACCGGACCAGGGUUUCUAAGAAGAGAUGAAGUUCACUGGCCUGCGGCAAGAACAUUCAAGAAAGAAACCACUGGCGAAGAAAAGGCAGCGGACAUCGUAGCGACUGCAGGCAGCUCCUAUCCAUCACCAGAUCCCGAAAAGUUCUCGUCGUGGAAAAGACUUUGGCGAGCUACAGCAAGAGUACUGCAGUUCAUACAACUCUGCAGAAGAAAGGAAAAGGUCCACGCCAGCAAAGAAGAUCCUACCUGGAAAACUACAAAAAGGAAUAAGAAAAUUGUUGAGAAGCGACAUCUGUCUUCAAAAACGUCAGAAAGGAAAUACAUACCAUUGGAAACAAGUCUACUAGAGCAAGCUGAAACGCUGUUGUUAAGAAGAAGUCAAGAGAAAUGCUUCAAAGAGGACAUCAGGUGCCUACAGCAAGGAAAACAAUUAGAGGGCAGCAGCAAGUUGAAAAGGCUCGACGUAGUGCUAGAAGAAGGUCUCCUGCGACUGAAAGGAAGAAUCGACGCGAUACGAGGGGUUACCAGAGACUACAAACGACCCAUCGUACUCGACAGCAAGGACAAGACAACACUUCUCAUCAUAGAAGAAUUUCACUGCCGCUUCAAUCACGGGAAUCACGCGACCGUAAUGAACGAAGUAAGACAACGCUUCUGGGUGCUAGGACUGAGGUCAGCGAUCAAGACCAUUCAACAUCAAUGCCAGUGGUGCAAAACAAGAAAGGCAAGACCUCAAGAACUACCAGUGGGCAACUUACCUGCUGAGAGGCUGAUGCACGGAAACCCUCCAUUUACGUGCACGGGAAUAGAUUACUUCGGCCCUAUGACGAUCACCGUAGCAAGACGCCAUGAGAAGAGAUGGGGUGCUCUAUUCACAUGCUUAACAACACGAGCUGUACACAUUGAGCUCACUCCUUCACUCUCCACUGACAGCAUGAUCAUGGCACUACGACGAUUCGCCGCGAGAAGGGGAAUGCCAAAGAUAAUCUACACCGACAAUGGCACUAACUUCGUUGGCGCCAACAAAGAACUCAAAGAAGCACUAGACACCAUGAAGCAAGAAGACCUUAUCUCGGAAGCGGAGAAGAUCGGUGUGCAGUGGAAGUUCAUACCUCCUGGUGCACCAAACAUGGGAGGUGCAUGGGAGCGUCUGGUGCGAUCCAUUAAAACCGCACUGGACGCCACGCUCAACGAAAGGCAACCACGAGAGGAGGUACUUCAUACCCUCCUGUUAGAGGCCGAGCACAUAGUCAACUCUCGGCCCCUCACCCACCUCUCCGAGAACCCUGAAGAAGAAGCACUUACACCGAACCACUUUCUCAUCGGGCGAUCAUGUGGCGCAGCAAGAAUCGGCAGCUUCGAGGACAACGAGCUUGUGGGCAGACACACCUGGAAGGCUACGCAGCGACUUGCCGAUCACUUCUGGCAACGUUGGCUGAGAGAGUAUUUGCCCACUCUACUACCAAGGAAGACCAAAGGAAGAGUCAGCGCCACAGAUUUGCAAGUCGGAGACAUCGUACUGAUCGUCGAUCACAGCCUACCAAGAUGCAUCUGGCCACGCGGAAGAAUCCUGCAUGUGUAUCCUGGACCAGACGGGCGGACCAGAGUCGUCGACGUCGAGACCAGAGGAGGUGUUCUACGGAGGCCCAGUUCGAGAGUGGUGCUGUUGGUGCCGGGAGCGUCGCCGAGUCCAGGAGUUGGUGCAAAGCACGAGGGGGAGAAUGUCGGCGACGGAAAACUUAUCUUCGAG
This is a messenger RNA of Brenthis ino (lesser marbled fritillary), 5658 nucleotides long. The record is from the annotation of a GenBank genome assembly. NCBI's taxonomy places the organism in Eukaryota, Metazoa, Arthropoda, Insecta, Lepidoptera, Nymphalidae.